Molecule: messenger RNA, 3882 nt
Organism: Coccinella septempunctata (seven-spotted ladybird)
Lineage: Eukaryota; Metazoa; Arthropoda; Insecta; Coleoptera; Coccinellidae
Product: transcription factor hamlet-like
Exons: 8
Coding region: 303-3167 (954 amino acids)
Cellular component (GO): nucleus
Source: RefSeq, a predicted model, not a curated record
GCGGUGUCGCUUAUUGCGACACACGCCGCCCGCGACCCGCAUCAAAAAUUACGGCACACACGGUCCGCACCGCGGAAUGAUAAAACAUGACAGCGAGCGGACGUCUCUGAUUGGUGGGGUCGGGCAUGAAAAAAGACGAUCGCCGGUCCUAUUGUCUUCGUCCGCGGACCUCUUGCGAUCCCGACCGGAGGAUGUGACGUUAGUUCUUUUUGACAUGGAACCGCCGAUAUCGCGAAUUCUGUGAUCUUACUCGGUUCGCUUUGAUCUUCGCCGACGCCGCUCUGUGAUACUCCCUGGGGACCAUGAGAUCUAAAUCGAUCGCCAGAAGGUUGACGUCUCAAGAGGGAAGUGAAGAUGAGGUAGAAGUCACAACCCGCAUCUCACACCACGAAGAACAACCUAUGGAAAAGGCCAUGGUCCCGCCGCAACUGGACGUCUCUUCUGACUUCAUCAGGAGGGUCGAAUACCUCAACAACAACUUCAAGAAUUUCGAGGAUGUUUGCUCAAUGAACAAUUUUAGACUAGCCACGAAAACUGUGGACAAUAUUAAAGAUAGGACGAACAGUGUUUUUAAAUAUAUUAGUGAGGAUAAGCCCUUCGUUGACCAUCCCCAGAACGGCCUGAACAUGGACCUGAUGUAUCUGAGGGCGAGGGAGGUGGUUCUGGCCAGUGGCGUGCUUCCCGCCGAGCUGGAGAUAAGGGAGAAGGGAGUUUUUGCCCGAGUGACCAUCAGCAAGGGUACUAGGUACGGUCCUUUCCAAGGAAAAUGGGCUGGGUCUCCUCAGGACGCUAGGUUCGCUUGGGAGGUCGUAGCAGGCUCUGGAGUCAGGGGAUGGCUCGAUGGUUCUGUGGAACAUCAGAAUUGGCUCAAAAUGAUAACUUGCUCACUAGAUAGGACGAAUUUCAACGUCAGAUAUUACCUCCAGAGUGGCCAGUUAUGGUACGAAACAUGUAUGGAAAUACCAACUGGGACGGAGCUUGUACUGGGACCAAGGGAACCUUUGAAUCUUCAGGAUAUGUUCGGAGAUUCUACCUCAGCUGAUGAGAAAUCUGACAGAGAAACAGCUUCGCAGCACAGUGGAACUGUUGACGAUCGUGAGGAGGAAGAAGAGGAUGAAUCUGAAGUGAGGUGCUGUGUUUGUGAACAACCUUUCACGGAUGUGGAUAAACUAGACGAACAUCUCAUAGUCAAGCACAACUAUCGAAAAGACGAGUUCAAGUGCGAAUACUGCCCGAAAGCUUACAGCCACAGACCUUGCCUUAUCAAGCAUAAGGCGGUAGUGCAUGGCGAACAUAGAAAAUACCACUGCGAAAACUGCCCCAAGGUUUUUACCGAUCCCAGCAAUUUGCAGAGGCAUAUAAGGACUCACCACGUAGGAGCCCGAUCACACGCCUGUCCUGAAUGCGGAAAAACAUUCGCCACUUCUUCGGGGCUCAAACAGCACACUCACAUCCAUUCCUCGGUGAAGCCCUUCCAGUGUGAAGUCUGCUUCAAGGCCUACACCCAGUUCUCCAACCUCUGCCGCCACAAGCGAAUGCACGCCGACUGCCGUAUGCAGAUCAAGUGCAUCAAGUGCGGACAGUCCUUCUCCACCGUGACCUCACUCUCCAAACACAAACGUUUCUGUGAUUCGAGCACCCCAGCCUCAACCCUUGGAGCCCCACCGCCGCUACCCUUGAAUUCGAUGGCCAGCAACAACCCCUUCUCGCUCUACAGGCCGACCUGCCACAUGCCCUUCUUCCCGCCGCAUUUCCCAUCCUACCACCAGAUUUUUCACCCUUCGGGGCCGCCCUCCGGCUUCAUAAACCCGCUGCUGUUCAACCAAUUGCCCAAGUUGAGGACCGACGAUCUGCCCGAGCUGCCCUCACCUAAGAAGAUGAGGUCUUUGAGCGCUGGGAGGAAUUCUCCAUGUGGGGAACGUGCCACGCCGCCCAGAGUACCAUCGGCGAACCUCAAAGUUAGUCCUCCGACUGCAGAAGAGGCUAAUUUAACACCAUCACCGGCUAAACCACCGGUGAAGACGGAGAAGGUUGAGGUUGGGUCGAAGACGCCCGAGAACAACAGUUUCCCAACAGAUUUGUCUAGAAGCUCCGAGGAAAGAACCUUAAAACGAUCCAGGCCAACCUCCAGCGAAGAUGGCGAGCAACCGUUGGAUCUCAGCAUGACUUGGAAGAAAUUCAAGGGUGAGGUGGCGGAAGUUUCAACGCCCUCUCCAAGAUCGGAAAGACCCAGUGAAGCCUCCACUCCCGUGAUACAAAAUGAGGAGAAAAUCGAUGUUAUCACCCUUGAGGAAGAGAAGAGAUCCAUCGACAAACUCCAGAGCACACCACCAAUGGCUUACCCGAGACCGAUCCACCCAAUGCUUCUUGACAUGUACCGACCCAGUUUCGCCAAUUUCUCACCUCAACACAACAACGAGAGAUUGCUACCAUCUCCCUUCGGACCACACAGGUUUCCAUUCUUGAACAAUCUCCAGCCACAGAGGAACUUCGACCUGCUCAGACCGGGCUUGCAGAAUUUCACUGGCGUCAAGCCUUUCCACGAUGUGAUGCAACAGCAAACGCAAGGGAAGAUUAAGGAUAGGUACGCCUGUAAAUUUUGCGGGAAAGUGUUUCCACGAUCGGCGAAUUUGACCAGGCAUCUCAGGACCCACACCGGUGAACAACCCUACAAGUGUAGAUACUGCGAGAGAUCCUUCAGUAUAUCCAGCAACUUACAGAGGCACGUCAGGAACAUCCACAACAAGGAAAAACCAUUCAAGUGUCCCUUGUGUGAACGAUGUUUUGGCCAGCAGACAAACCUCGACAGGCAUCUCAAGAAACACGAAGCUGACGAUGGUAGUGGAGGUGUGGUGGUUGCUGAUUCACCGGGAAGCAGCAAUGAGAAUGAAAGAGAAGAUGCGUAUUUCGAUGAGAUACGUAGCUUCAUGGGAAAAGUCACGUAUUCGGGAAAUGAACCUUACAGUCAGACUAGGCUGUUUUCACCACCAUCCCAUAACAUAAUCGAUGUUGUAGGCAAAGAUGAGGAAGAUUCCGAGAGCUUUUCUGAUGGUACGCCUCCUGAAGAUUACGCUGAAUUGAAAUCUGAAGAUUACGAGAUGAAAAUCAAGUCAGAAAGAGAGGAAGUUUUGAACAACAACGAACAACCAAUCGAACUCACUACAUAAUCUGAGAAAAGGAGGGACCCUCCAUAAAUAUGCAAUAAUUUAGUAUUAACCAUGACUUGAUUAUUUCGGUUGACAUUAUUUAUGCUCCAUCGAACAUUCCUUGGAUGUUGACGAAUUAUCUUUGUAAAUAUUACUCCUUAGUUGUUUUUCCAAGUUCCUACACUAUAUUAGAUUAACUAUUAUAUUAAUAUCAGAUAACUCCUUCUACACAUUCUUUAAUUGUAAGCAGUUUUAAAGCACUUGAUUUAUAGUACAUAAUCUUAUAUAUAAUUGGAGUAUCCACGAUAUUUUCGAGUAUUUCAAAGUUGAACCCUUUGGAAAUUGUAAUAUAAGUCUAUGAAUUUUGUAAAUAUGUGACAGAAAAUGCCAGUAGUUUUCCGUGAGAUUGGUUUUUGUAAAUAUAAUUGUGAGAUCUGUAUUAUAAAAUAUUUAUGUAGUAGUUGUCGUGAACGCUAUGCUACUAUGAAAUACUCUGAUUCGAUUACAUUUGUGAUUCGUGAUUUUUUUCAGUUUUCCCUUGAAUUCAUAACUCAACCAAAGCUAUUUCUACUUCUUUAUUCGUGUUUAUCGAAAUUGUUUAUUUUAUUUCUUGAACGUACUAGCCAAUAAUUGUUAUAUAAAUAUAUGAAAACGAGUUUACAUUCACUUAUAAUGAUUAUAACUCAUUAAUAUAGGAUAUCACUGAUUGUGACCAUAAAUAAAUUUAUUACAAUUA